Messenger RNA from Musa acuminata AAA Group (dessert banana), 1104 nucleotides. RefSeq names its product protein SRC2-like. NCBI's taxonomy places the organism in Eukaryota, Viridiplantae, Streptophyta, Magnoliopsida, Zingiberales, Musaceae. The record is from RefSeq and is a predicted model, not a curated record. Gene Ontology annotation, biological process: defense response. The transcript has a single exon. The coding region runs from base 60 to 932 and encodes 290 amino acids.
CCCAUAAUGAAGGAAACCUAACAAUAGUGAUUUCAGAUCGUUGGCUGUAGAUCUCGGCCAUGGCGUACCCGACGUUGGAGAUCACCUUGGUCUCGGCCAAGGGUCUCAAGGACGUCAACCUCUUUUUCAAAAUGGCCGUCUACGCCGUGGUCUCCCUCUCCGAUAACCGUCUGGCACGGCAGCGCACGCCGCCUGACCGCGAGGGCGGCCGCAACCCUUCCUGGAACUCUACUCUCCACCUUACCAUCCCUGCCGAUGGCGACCUCGCCUGCCACUUCCUCCACAUCCUCCUCCGCACCAAGCGCGUCCUCGGAGAUCGCGACGUGGGCGAGGUCCGCGUCCCGCUUCCGGAGCUCCUCUCUGGGGCCGGCGACGGCCCAACCUCCGUCCAGUUCGUCAGCUACCAGGUUCACAGGGUGACCUCCGGAAAGCCCAAGGGCAUUCUCAACUUCUCCUACAAGCUUAGCGAGCGCGUCGCCGUGUCGGCCUCGGAGGCCUCCACGUAUCAGCCUUCUACCACAGCGUUCCCCACGGCCGCCGGCACUGUGCCGUACCCUCCACCACCUCUUCCUCCUCCUAUAUCAAACGCAGACGAGCCCGUGAUGGCGUACCCGGCAGGGACAAGCUCAGCCGCCUACGCAGCACACGGCGUGGCCGCGCCGCCGUAUGGGUACGGAUACCCGCCCGUGGGUUACGGGUACGGAUACCCUCCAGCGGGGCACGGAUACGGGUAUGGGGCAGCUCUGCCACCGGCGGUACGGCCACAAAGGGAUAACAAGAUGGGGAUGGGGAUGGGGAUGGGUAUGGGUAUGGGAGCAGGGUUCGUCGGUGGUGUGCUUGGCGGGCUUAUGGUCGAGGGUAUGAUGUCCGAUGCUGCUGUUGCGUGCGACGCCGGCUAUGACAAUGGAUUCGACCCUGCGGGUAGCUUUUGACAUGUAGGAAUCCUCCUCACUUGUGUCAAAACAAAUAUGCAGUUUUCACUUCCCAUGUCGCAACAAAUAUUAUUAUUGCGACUUUUAUAUACCUAUAUUCUUCUUGGUAACAAUGUAACUUAUUAUCAGGUUGCAAAAUUUAUGUCCUAAUAAACUGACACAAGUACAAGUA